AUGAAAGGGAUUGGGGACAGGUUGGCGUUUGGUGAAAUAGGAGUUGGAAUUUUUUUCCAUCAAAUCUACUUGAGUGCUUGGUUAUUCAUUGUUAUUCUCAUGUUUAUUUUCAUUAACUUUUGCCUUAGACUAAGGCAGAAUAGACUGAAGAACAAACAGGAGGCAGAUGCUGACCUCGAGUACUUCGAGAAAGGAGCACCUAAUCUGAUAAACCCUGAUCUCACUGUACACGAUCAAGCAGCGCUUCUCCCAUACGACAUAAAGUGGGAAUUCCCCAGAAAAAAAAUUGUGUUAAAGAAACAAUUAGAAAAUGGACAUUUUGGGGCCGUAAUGAAGGCGAAAGCUUACGGGAUCCGUGCCUAUGAGUCCGUUACAACGGUGUCCGUUAAAAUAAUCCCUAAAAAUGCAGAUUUAUUCUACACUCGUGCCCUGAUGAGCGAGCUGAAAAUCAUGACACAUCUAGGAAAGCAUUUGAAUGUCGUGAAUCUUCUAGGUGCCUGUACAAGAAAUAUCUACAAACAACCAAUUUUACAUAUUUUAGAGGAACUGCUGGUAAUUCUAGAGCACUGUAGAUUUGGAAAUUUGCAAGAUUAUCUAUUGCAUCACCGUAAUACUUACAUAGAUCAAAUUGAUCUAUCUACUGGAAAAAUCGAUUCAUCAAUUAGAAAAAUCUCAAAGAGGAAUGAGCCCUUCAUCCAUUGCACUGAUAAGUACCCUCUUGAUAAGUCGAUGAAGCUCAAUGAUGCCUCUAUCUGCGGUGAUUCUCAAUCAGGUAACAUGGACUACAAGUCAAUUUGCACCCAGGAUCUUAUUUCCUGGGCCUUUCAAGUAGCCUGCGGAAUGGAGUUUAUAUCCCAAAGAAAAGUUGCACACGGUAACUUGGCUGUCAGAAAUAUUUUACUGGCGGAUAAUAACAUUGUCAAGAUUUGUGACUACGGUUUUUCUAAGAUAACCUAUGAGUCCGACUAUUGUAGUAAGAGUAAUAAAGGACCAGCACCAACCAAAUGGAUGUCUAUUGAGGCAAUCAGGGACGGGAUCAUCGCUACAAUGUCCGAUGUCUGGUCGUUUGGUGUAGUAAUGUGGGAAUUAUUUACACUCGCAGAGACGCCUUAUUUAGACAUGAACGGACAAGAUAUGUAUCGAAAUCUGAUCAUGGGUUACAGGAUGGAAAAGCCCAUAUAUGCCAACAAUUAUAUUUACAAUAUCAUGCUCCGUUGCUGGCAGGCCGAGCCAACUUCGAGGCCAUCCUUUAGAGAACUAGUUCGAAUCUUGGGCAAGCUUUUAGAUGAUGACGUAAGAAUUUACUUGAUGAAGCUAAACCACAUUAAUGAGAAUAUUAACAAGUUAGAGGCUUUGGAAGGAAAGAAAGACUAUCUAGCCAUGAUGGCAUCACCGGAUAUUGUUACACAUAUCCCACCCCAGAGUAUCUAUAUGAACAUUGAUUUGUCUGGUCGUUAUUAA
This is a messenger RNA of Copidosoma floridanum, 1461 nucleotides long. RefSeq names its product vascular endothelial growth factor receptor 1. Gene Ontology annotation, molecular function: ATP binding; transmembrane receptor protein tyrosine kinase activity. NCBI's taxonomy places the organism in Eukaryota, Metazoa, Arthropoda, Insecta, Hymenoptera, Encyrtidae. Gene Ontology annotation, cellular component: plasma membrane; signaling receptor complex. Gene Ontology annotation, biological process: protein phosphorylation; cell surface receptor protein tyrosine kinase signaling pathway; positive regulation of kinase activity. The record is from RefSeq and is a predicted model, not a curated record.